AUGCAGACAACAGCAGGCUCCAGUUUCCUCAGAGCAGAGGUUGAUCUAGCUCAGGAAGAAGCUCGGAAGCGUAAGGCAGAGAAGACCAAGACCCUCGGCUCCCCUAUCGAGGUCCCCGGGAAGCCUCUGGCUAUCACUAUUCAAGGAUCGGGAGCCUGGACGGCCGAGAGCAACGCCAUAGCCAGGCUAAUCGACUUGGAGUCUGGGAAGACGCGCAAGAUAUUCAAAGGUCAUAGCGGACCUGUCACAUCGCUCGUCCUCCACGACAAUGGCAGGAUAUUGAUCACAGGUUCUUGGGAUCAGACAAUCAGGGUAUGGAAUACCCAGACCAAAGAGGUGAUCUCAUCUACCGCUGCUCAUACGGACUUCGUCAAAGGCCUUUUUAUUAUCCCCUCCUUGAAUCUCCUCGUAUCCGGGAGUUCAGACAAGACAGUCAGGUUCUGGGAUCUCUCAGACGUGCGGUCUGCACAACCUCUGGUCUCAACUGGCUCGAUUUCCGCGCACACACGACCCGUCGAGCGUUUCGCAGGCUACGCGACGUCUGACACCACCGGUGUCCUGUACACCGCAGACACCAUGGGUAUAAUCAAAGCCUGGAAUUUGGAGAAAGAAGAGGGGACACCGAUACGUUGGCGCGCGACCGUAAGAACUGAAUUCAAGCACCACCGCACCGGGGUGAACGACAUGGUCUUUGGCGCGGAUCAGCUGUGGACAGCCUCCUCGGAUGAGACCGUGCAGGUGCAGCACGUCGUGCCCCCAAAGGAGACGAAGCCGAUCCCGCCCAUCACGCACCCCGUCGCCGUCAAGGCUAUCCUGCACCUCGGGCUGACGGAGCUCGCCGAGCCGUACCUCAUCACGGGCGCCGGGGACGUCAUUCGCGUGUACGACGUAUCGUCCCCGGAGGAGCCGGAGCUGCUCAACGUGAUCGACGCGCACUGGCACGACGUGACCGCGCUCAGGCUGUGGGUGCGGAAGACGGUCGGUGAGGACGGGGUCACGAGGGUGGAGCCCUGGGUCGUCAGUGCCAGUCUGGACGGGACGUUGCGCAAGUGGCGGGUGUCGGAGCUGCUCAAGCCUGCGCCUGUACAAGCCGAAGCGGUGCCGAGCACGAAGGAGGAGCCUACCAAUGCGGAAAAGCCAUCCGGUCUGACCGAGGAAGAGGAGAGAGAGCUGGAGGAACUAAUGGCAGAAGAUUGA
Molecule: messenger RNA, 1197 nt
Organism: Gloeophyllum trabeum ATCC 11539
Lineage: Eukaryota; Fungi; Basidiomycota; Agaricomycetes; Gloeophyllales; Gloeophyllaceae
Product: WD40 repeat-like protein
Exons: 7
Coding region: 1-1197 (398 amino acids)
Biological process (GO): negative regulation of transcription by RNA polymerase II
Cellular component (GO): transcription repressor complex; nucleus
Molecular function (GO): protein binding
Source: RefSeq, a predicted model, not a curated record